Molecule: messenger RNA, 10470 nt
Organism: Plasmodium falciparum 3D7
Lineage: Eukaryota; Apicomplexa; Aconoidasida; Haemosporida; Plasmodiidae
Gene: BDP6
Product: putative bromodomain protein 6
Source: RefSeq, a predicted model, not a curated record
AUGGAUUAUAGAUUUGUUUUGAAGCAACAAGAGUUAUAUAUCCAUAUAGAUAUGGAUAAGGAAAGAAUAGAAGGAAAUACGGUUAUGAACAUUUCUCUUUAUAUGCCCAUUUAUUAUUUAUACGAUGAAGAAGAUUUUAUUAAGAAUAACUAUAAUAUAAAUAAGCUUAAAAUACGAAAAGAAGAAAAAGAUAAGAAGAAACAGAUGAAAGAAAUUUUUUUACAACAAGAUGUGUGUUACAAAAAAUUUUGUGAAAUGAAAAAAGAAAAGAAAUUAUUUGUAAUUCUUCAAAUUCCACAUAAUAUUAAUUCAAGUUCGUAUUACGAUAUAGAAUUAAAUAAUAAGGUACAUGAUAAAUAUUACAUAAUAUAUAAUAGUUCACAUAGUGCUUCUUCGUAUGAUAAAAUAAAUAAGAAAACUGAAGAUAAUAAUAUAAAUGAAGCAAAGCAUAUGAAUGUUUAUAACAAUAAUGAAAAUUAUAUGGUAAAAAAAAAUACAAAAAAUGUUUCUUGUAAUAAAGAAGAAGAUGAAUUAAUUUUACCUAAUAAUUUAAAAGAAAAGGAUGAUAAAAAUACAACAAGUUAUGAAAAUGAUGAUAAAAAUACAACAAGUUAUGAAAAUGAUGACAAAAAUACAACAAAUUAUGAAAAUGAUGAUAAUAUUAUAUAUAAUAAUAUGCCAUAUGAUGAGUAUAGAGAAGAAUGUAUGUCCGUAGAAAGAAGGGAUUUUGAAUUACAAGAUACUUUGAAUAUUGCUGAUUAUGUUUCUUUAAAUAAAUAUGUGGAUGAAAAUUAUAUGAAAGAAAAUAAUUAUAUGUUUAUAAAUAUAGAUCAAGAAAUAUUGGAUAAGGAAAAAGAUAAGAAUUAUAAAAAUUUUCUUCAUUUUUGUAAUAAUGAUAGAUAUGUAAUUACAAAUACAAAUGAAUAUAAUAUAAAAAUAAAUUUUAUUAUAGGUUUGAAAUUUUCCUUUUAUAAUUUAAAUUCAUAUUAUAAUAAAACAUAUUUUAAUAAAAAAAAUGAACAUAAUUUACUUAUUACUUUACAAAAUUAUUCAAAAGAAAAUACAUGGUUUCCAACACUCUCAAAAUUCGAUAGUAUAUAUUCAAAAUGUUCAUGGCUAACCAUGUUUAAAAUUCAUAAACCUUAUUUUAUUAUUUCAUCCAAUACUUUAAUAGGUAUAUACGAAGAAAAAUAUGAACAUGAAUAUGUAAAUAAAGAUGAAAGGUACGGUGAAACAAUUAAUAAAAAAGAACUCGAAAGGAAUUGCUUUGUUUAUAAAACAACAAAUAAAUAUGCAAAAUUAUUCCCUCAUCAAAUUUGCGUUUUUGCAGGAACAUUCGAUUUUCUACACUUAAAUAAUUUAAAUUUUAAAGGAUUCGAAAAAAUUAAUUAUGAUUUUUUGUACAAAUAUGAAAAUAUGUACAAAAAUAACAAAAUGUAUAAUUCCAUUGAACAAUAUAAUAAAUAUAAAUAUAAAAAUUUUAAUUAUAAAAAUAAAUAUAAUUUAUUCAAAGGAGAAAAAAAAAAAAACCAAAAUGGCUAUUUUGUUAGAAAUGACCUGAACGGUUCAGGCAAAAGAAAACGUACAAAUUCGCAACAUUUGUAUUAUGAAGAUUCGGAUAGUUUGAAUGAGGACGAUAAUAUGGGUAGUCGAAUGAAUGUCGCUCUAAAGAAUGAUAUUAAUAAUAAUGAAAAUAAUGAUAAUAAUAAUAAUGAAAAUAAUGAUAAUAAUAAUAAUGAAAAUAAUGAUAAUAAUAAUAAUGAAAAUAAUGAUAAUAAUAAUGAAAAUAAUGAUGAUAAUAAUUACAAUAAUUACAAUAAUAAUGAACCUUUUGAAGACAAUUUGUCAAAUGAUGAAAAAUAUAGUCAAGUAAAAAAAAGGAAAACAGAUAUGAGCUCCUUCUCUUUAAUAACCAAGAAGAGUUAUGACAACCAAAAUGAAGGAAUGUGUAAUUAUAUAAAAAGGAAUGAUUAUAAAAAGAAAAUAGAAUCUUUUAUAAAUAUGGAAAGACAAAAAUGCAAUAAUAUAAAAUAUAAGAAUUUGUUUGAACAUAAUAAAAAAGAAGUCGAUGCUGAUGAUGAAAUAACAUAUCAUUAUCAAAAGAUAAAUGAUAAGCGUGUUCCUAACAUCUAUAUAUUUUCUGUAAAGGAUUAUAAAAAUGAAUUAAUAUAUACAAAUCUUCAUAUUGGAUAUAUUUUAAGGAAUUUUUUAGAUAUUAGUAAGGAAGAUUUUCCUUAUGAUAAUUUAAUAAUAUUAUAUCUUCCUAUUGAAUUUUGUGAAUUACCAAGUUUUUUUUAUAAUUCAGAAAAUAUAGAAAGUUCUUUUAGCUGUCAUAUAUAUGAUGAUAUAAAGAAUGGAUAUAAUUUAUUUUCAAAUAGUAAUAUAUUAAAUUAUAAAAUUAUUGAACCAUAUAUAUAUAUGAAAAAUAAUAAGUUCUUUAUAUUUGGAAAUGUACUUAUUUUCCCUACAAGCAUAUUACAUAAUAUAUAUGAUGUUUUAUUUAAUAUGAAUAUUUUUAGUUAUAAAAUAAUAAUAGCAGAAGGGUUAUUAUCUUUAUGUCUUCAAAACUAUACAGAUACUAUGAAAAAUGAAAAUAUUUAUUUCUUGUAUAUGCUUAAAAGUUUUAUGUUACAAAAAUUUAUUGAAACCAUGUUUGGAAAUGUGGAAAUAAAUGUUAUCUUUUAUGAAUUACGUGAACGUUAUUGUUCGCUAGUUGAACUUUUAGGAGAUAUUAAUUUAUUUCAUUCUUAUGAAGAAAAUAAAAAUAAUAUAUCACAAGAAUUUCCUAGUCAUUAUAUAUUUAAUAAUUUAUUCUAUCUGAAAUGCUUUUUAUGUGUACGCAUCUUUUUCAACAUACUUAAAAAUUUCCCUUUUUGUAAUACUAUUCAUCAAUAUUGUUUUUUUCUUUUCUUUAAUUAUUUUAAAAGCAAGGGAAAGGUUAUACAAUCAACAAAGUUUUGGAAAAAGGUUUUUAAUGAAUGCACGAGGAGGUACAUAGAAAACUACAAACAGCUACCCAAAAAUAAAUUUAAAAUAAAAAGUCCUGAUUUUAAUAUAAGCAGCAAUGAUUUAAAAAGUGAAGAACAUGAACAGUAUCAAUUAUUUGAGAAAUAUUAUGUAGACUUUUUCAAAACAUAUAUUAAAGGAUAUGGUAUAUGUCAAUAUAUUCUUACUUUUAAUAUACAUUUACAAAGAAAGGGAACUUCAAUGGAUAAUUUUAAUUUUUUAUUUAGUCAGAACACAAUUAAUCCAUUUGAAUUUGUUGAUAGAAAUUAUCAUUCGAAUUAUUUCCUUGCUGAUCUUUCAUCCAUGAUAAUAUACGAUUUGUUAGAACUACAUUCUUAUCUUUCUAUAAAAAAUGGUACUGAAGAUAUAAUUAAAAAAAAGAACUUAUUAUGUGAGCAUAUGGAUAAAAUAUAUUUUGAUAAAUUAUUAGAUGUUCCAUGUUCUGAUAUAUUUUAUAAUAUGGAAGAAACAUAUUUGUUAUUUUUAAAAAAGAAUUUCUAUCAAAUUGAUCAUUUUUAUGAUGCAUAUGACAGAGAAAACAUAAACAGCAAGUAUGUGAAAGUUAUAAAUAAAUAUAUAAUUAAAAGAAAUAAAAAUUUUGUUUUAAUAAAAAAAAGAAUAAUGAACUUAAUGAAGAGGGACAAUAUCCAUAUACGUGGAUACCUCAGAGAUGAUGUAUUAAGAAAUAAAAAAUGUCAUAAAAAAAAAAAGGACCAUAGGGUUAAUUCUUUAUCAGUCAAAUUAAUAAACAAUAAGCCUAUGAAAGAGGAAAGAGAAAAACAUGCUGAAUCUAUAGGGCUCCUAGAUUAUGAUAAAGAAUUAAAAGGAGAGGUACCGGAGGAACAUAAUGAUGAUAAUAAUGAUGAUGAUAAUAAUGAUGAUGAUAAUAAUAAUGAUGAUAAUAAUAAUGAUGAUAAUAAUAAUGAUGAUAAUAAUAAUGAUGAUAAUAAUAAUGAUGAUAAUAAUAAUGAUGAUAAUAAUAAUGAUGAUAAUAAUAAUGAUGAUAAUAAUAAUGAUAAUAAUAAUAAUGAUGAUAAUAAUAAUGAUAAUAAUAAUUAUGAUAAUAAUAAUAGUUCUUGUAAGAAUCAUAUAAAUAAUAACAGUUAUUAUCAUGAAAAUGCUCCUUUCCCUUUUUAUUAUAAAAAAAUCGAUCAAGACCAUGAGGACGUGUUAAUACAAGAAGAAGAUCAAAGGAAUGAGAAAUUUACUACUGAAAUAAAAAAAAAGAAGGAGAAAAAAAAUAAACGAAAAAGAAUUAUAUAUAUGCUUAGUAUACUACGUAUGAAUAAAUUACUAAACAUGUUUAAAAUAAUAAUAAAAGGAAAGAAAGAAAAAAAGAUUCAAAAUUAUAUGUACAAAAAAUUGAAAAGAUGUAUGUCAGAAGAUAUUCAAAAAGAGGUAUUAAAAAGAAUGCAAAAAAAGAUGAAAAGAAUGUUAACAAAAGAAAUAGAAAAAAAUAGAAGAAAAGAAGAUAUCGAUGGAACUUAUAAAAGAAAAAAAAAUGUAUCAUCAUUUUAUUCAAUUAAUAUAAGAAAUGAAAAAUGGAGAAAACGAAUGAAAAGUAAUAAAGGAUAUAUUUUAAAAAAGAAGCAAGAAUUAAUUAAUUUGCCUUAUUCUAAUUUUGAUAGUCUAGAUUUAAUAGGUAGAGAUGGAAAUUUUUAUUUAGGAUUUGGUUAUGUAGGUUCAGAUAGUUUAUUGUUAAGUACGGGGAAAGGAAAUUUAUAUAAAAAUAUUAUAGCAUAUCAAAAAUAUAAAAAUUAUAAUUUACAGAAAUUAAGUGAAAUAUGUAUAGAUAAACAUAAUAUUUGUGAAUACAACACUUCUCCAUUUUAUACUAGUUGUAUAUAUCCUCAAUGGAAAACAAUAUUUCGUUUAUAUUAUUAUUUAUUAUUAUUGAAAAAAAUUGAGAAGAAGAAAAAAAAAUGCUUGACGUUUUCAAAUGAGAUAAAUCUAAAAAGGCAUGACGUGCACAUCCUUGACUUGGAUGAUCAUACGUAUAAUUUGGAAAAGAAAAAAAAAAAAAAAAAUAAGGACAAGAAAAAAAAAAAAAAAAAAAGAAAAAAUGAAAAGGAAGAUCUAAAUGAUGAGAUGGGAAAUAAUGAGAAUGAUGACAUGGGAAAUGAUAACUAUGAUGAGAUGGGAAAUGAUAACUAUGAUGAGAUGGGAAAUGAUAACUAUGAUCAGAUGGGAAAUUAUAAUUAUGAUCAGAUGGGAAAUUAUAAUUAUGAUCAGAUGGGAAAUUAUAAUUAUGAUGAUAUUCGAAAUAAUAACUAUGAUGAUAUUCGAAAUAAUAACUAUGAUGAUAUUCGAAAUAAUAACUAUGAUCAGAUGGAAAAUGAUAACUAUGAUGAUAUUCGAAAUAAUGAGAAUGAUAGAACUCAAAAAACAAGUGAAGAUAUGCCUUCCUUAUAUCAACCUAAUAAUGAAGAUUACAAUAAAUAUGAUGAUAUAUGUGAUGAUAAUGUUUCCAAUAUAUAUCAUAAAGAAUAUAAAAUUUUAGAAUAUUUUAAUAAAAAAGAAAAGAUGCAUCAUACUGAUGAUAAUAAUUUGUCAAAUGAAAUGAAGAGUUUGGAAGGUUUGGAUUUUUAUGAAAAAACAAAUGAAUAUUAUAAUAAGGAUGAAACUAAAUAUAUUUAUGAUUUAUAUAAAAAUCCAUAUGAUAGUUAUGAAGAUGAUUCUUAUGAUGAUGAGAAAAGGAAAGAUAGAAAGGUAAAAGAUAAGAAAAGGAAAAAAAAAAAAAAAAAAGCAAAGAAGAAGAAGAAAAAGAAAAAAAAAAAAAAAAAACAGAAAGAAAAAUUAAGAAAUUUACAAUCUAUAUUAAAAAGUAAAGAAUAUAUUGAAAAUUAUUUAAAUCCAUGUGUAUUAAAUAAUAUACCCAUAUCAGUAGAUGAACAUAAAUUUUUUUUAUGUUAUUUAAAAAUAGAAAUUAUUGAAGAUGAUGGGAUAAGAAUUGUAAAAAAAAAUUUGGUUAAUAAUAUUACACCAACACGAUUUAGUGUUAAUGCUAGGCCCGAAAAAGGUAGAAAAAAGGUAGCUUUUAAACAUGAAAGCGUUUUUAUGAAUAGUAAUGAAGAUAUAUUAAAUAGAAAUUCUUUAAAUAGAUCGGACAAUUUUAUAAAUAAAACAGUCAAAUUUGUAGGGUAUACAAAUGAUAGUGAUAAAUAUAUGAUUGAAUAUUGUAAACAGAAAAUAUUGAAAAAAGAUAAAUCUUUAUUAUGUUUAGAUAAUAGAAAAUUGGUAGCAAAAAUAUGUAGUAAAAAUAAAAUACCUAUAUUAUGGAUUAGAAUAGAUAAUGAUUUUGUUUUAUUAGGUAGGAUAAGAAGAUCACAAAGUAUAAGUAUGUGGAUUCAACAAUUAUAUAAUGAUAAUAAUGUAUUAUCCCAAUUAGAAUCUUCAUUUGCUUUAGCAUUUAUUCCUUUUUUUUUUCUAAAUAAAAAUGUUUUUUCUAAUUAUAAUGAAUUCAAAGGUAACUACUAUAAUAAUGUAUUUGCUCAGCAUGAUGAUAUAAGUAAUCAUAAUAUAAAUUAUAAUGAUGAUAAUAAUAAUGAUAAUAAUGAUAAUAAUGAUUAUGAUGAUUAUGUUGAUAUGAAUAAUAAUAAUAAUAAUAAUAAUAAUAAUAUUAAUAAUAAUAAUAUCAAUGUUGAUAUAAAUCAUGAUCAUAUGAAUCAUCAUACAUAUGAAAGUAAAGAUAACAUUGCUGAAUCUUCUUUAAAUUUUAUUAAUGAAGUAUUAAAUAAAAAAAAAAACAAAAAAAGUAAUAUUCAUCUUACAACAAAUAUAAAUACCAAGCGAGGUUCCUUAAAUAUGAAACUUAAUAAUAAUGUGAAUAAUACUAUGAUAAUACAAAAUGAUAUGUUAACAAAGCAUGCUAAUAAAAAAAACAAAAUGUUAAAUAAUAUCUUAGAUGCAGAUUUUAUGGAUACCACUAAUAUGCAUAUGGAAAAUAUUACAAUAAAUAAUGAUGAUAAUACAACCAACAGUAUACUUUUUAAUAAUAAUAAUAAUAAUGGGGAGGGUAAUAAUAACAAUGGGGAUGGUAAUAAUAAUAAUGAUGAUGAUAAUCAUAAUAAUAAUAAAAAGAAUAAUAGCCUUAAUGGCGACAAUGAAAAAAAUAUACAUUAUUUAAAUUUUAAAGGUGGACAUAGAAACAGUCGUCAUAUUAUUAAUUAUUAUCAUAAUAAAAAAGAUGUAUUAUUAAAUAAUGUACUAGAUGAAGAUGAAAAUGAUUUAUUAAAAAUGGAUAAAGGAUCAACACAAAAUAGUAGUCUUAGUAACAUGUCUGAUAAUUAUGAUUAUAAUUAUUGUUCAUCAACAAUUAUUGAUUUUAAUGAUGAGUUAAAUAAUUCUCUUUUAAAUUAUUCACCUCCUAGUUAUAAAAGAAAUAAUUAUUCCUAUAAAGAUAAAUGUCAAAAUAAUAUAUCUAUUAAUAAUAUACUAAUAAAUGUAGAAGUUAUUAAAUGUUUAUAUAAAUCUAUUAUAAAUGAUUCUCUUCAUUAUAUAGUAAAAAUUAGAUGUAUUUAUUCUUUAUGUUUUAUUCAUAAUAAAUAUAUUUAUACUCAAAAAAUUAUUCAAAACCUAUUUUUAGAAUAUAUUAAUUCUUAUUAUGAUAAUAAUCUCAACCAAAAAAAAUGCUUACAUGCAUUUUAUAUUGCCCUAUCACUUUUAAGAAAUAAAAAAAACCGCACUCCAAAAAUUGUCAUCUCUCUCUUAUUACAAAAAUGUUCAAACUUUAUCCUUUCCUUAAAUAUAAAUGAUCUACAUAGUUCCAAUGAUAAUAUCAAAAAUACUUAUCCAGUAAAUCAAUUCAAAAAAAACCUUUUUUCUUAUACCACCAAGCAUGAACAUGAUCGAUUAUUAAAAGAAAAAUGCAACAUGCCUUCGAAGGAUGCACAUCCUGAUUUAUACCCACCUUCCACAUGUAUAAAAAUAAAUAAAACAGGAAAUAAUAAGGAUGAAAAUAAUUCAGGUAUGGGCAAAAAAGAAAAAAAUAAUACAUUAGAUGAGGAAUAUGAACCAACAUGUGACAUCAAAAGUAAUGAUGAUAUAAUAAAAAAUAUAAUAAGAAUAACAGGAAAGGAUUUAAAAAAAAAAAACGCGUAUGAUGAUAAUAAAGAGGAGUACACAAAUAAUCAUACUUUUUAUAGUAAUUAUAAUAAUAUUAAUAGUGUGAAUACAGGAAAACAAAAUACUGUACCUUAUGAUAAUAUGGAAUAUUUAUAUGACAAAAAAGAAAUUAUAAAAAAAGAAGAAAAUGAAGAUAUAAAAAUGAUUCUUGAAUGCUUAGGAAAUAUAAAAAUUAAAUAUGAAUAUACUUUACAUUUAUUUAAUAUUGAAUAUAUGUUACAUAAUUAUAACGGUAUGGAUAAUAAAGAACCUAUUUUUCAUAAAUAUGUUUCCUUUAUAAAAAGAAAGAAUCAUAUAUAUAAUAUUGAUAUGAAAUAUAUAAAAAGAAAAAAAAAAAACAAAAGAAAAAAAAAAAAAUAUAUAUAUGAUGCAUACGAUUUUUAUGAUAUACAUAUAUAUGAUAAUAAUAAAAAAUUAGAAAAUCAUUUUCUAAAAUUAAAAAGAAGUAAAACAGAAUAUAUUCAAGAAUUAAUACAUUUAUUAUUUGUAAUAUUUCAAUUAAAAAAAUUAGCAUUAAAUAAAUCUACCAUAUCAAAUAGUAUCAUAAUUAUACUUAUUAGAGCUAUAUGUAGAAAUACGAAUUUAUUAUAUUUAUUUAAAAAUAAAUUAUUUUAUGAAAAUAAAUAUUUCUUCGAUAUAUGUGAAUAUAUUUUAUAUAAUCCAUAUAUUAUAGAAACAAGUUAUAUUCAUAUAUUAAGAAACCAAAUUAAUAACAAUAUUAUAUAUUUUACACAAAUUUUAAGGACAACUAUAUAUUUAAUAUUAAAAGGAGAUAUAAGAGUAUUUCAAAUAUUUUAUAUAUCCAAAAAUAAAAAAAAUGUAAAUGAAUACAAAACGGAUAUAUUGAAAAAAGGUGAAAAAAAAGAAUCAUAUAAAAUUCGUAUAAAUUUUAAAAAUGUAGAUAAAUAUAGUAUCUCUAAUAAUAGGAAUAUGACAACUUUGUCUAUCUCAUCAGAUAAACAUGAUAAAUAUAAAAUACAAGAACAUGAUAAUGAUGAUGAUAAUGAUGAUGAUAAUGAUGAUGAUGUUUUAUUAAAGGACAAGGAAAAUUAUAUGAUAAAAAAUAACAACUUUUAUCAUAAUCAUAUUAAUAAAUUAACAGAAUAUAUAAAAAAUAAUGAUGAAGAUCCAUUUUCUUUAAACAAUAAAGAGAAUUUCUUUUUAUGUUCUACAUAUACUAAUUAUAUUGAAAAAAAAGUUAUUUGUAGUCAUCUUUUAAAUAUAUUUGCUGCUUUCCAAAUGUGUUUUGAAAUUAUUAGAAAAUAUAAAAAUGCAGAAUUAGAAAUGCUCAUAUGGAAUAAUAUAUAUAACCUACUUUUAAUAUUUCAACAGAAAUGUCCUUUUUUUUUCUUACCCUUUUCAAAAAAUUAUAAUAAAUAUUUUAAGCAUUAUCAAAAAAAAAAAUAUAGCAUAUUUGAAUUUUAUUAUUUAUUAUACGGAUUGAAUAAAAUUAAUGAGUAUGAAAAAUAUAAUUUAUCAAAAAAAUAUAUAUAUGAAUAUGAUCAUAUAAAUAAUGAAAUCUUUUUAAAUAACAAGGAAAUUUUUAAUCAUCCAGAUAUUAAAAAUAUUAUGAACAGAAAAAAUUAUUCUCAUUCUUUAUCAUAUAGUAAUAAAUCUUAUAUAAUUUAUAAAUAUAAUAUAAUUGGUUAUAUUAAAUUAAUACAUAUAUUAAAAUCUGUUCGAAGCUCUAAGAAAUUAAAAAAAAAAUAUUUUGUCCAAAUAACUUAUAUUAAUUAUAUAGUCAAAUAUAUACAUACAUUUCUAAAAAAUCUAAUAAUUAAUAUAUCCAAUACAAAUAUCAACUAUUAUAAAAAUGCAAUCUUAUAUGACGUAAAAAAUAUAUUCCUCUUCUUUUAUGGGUAUGGUAUACCUCCAUGUCAUAUAAAACGAAACCCCCCAAUUUACAAGCCUCACUAUAACCAGCUAAAUAAUAUGACAAACAAGGGUGUGCAAUUAAAUGAUCUAGUUCGAUUUUUGAGAACUUAUUAUGAUAACAACAAAUUAUUGGAAUGGAAAACAGUCGCAUCCGAGUUUGUUAACGUUUUGAAAAAUAUGAAGGAACUUGAAUUGUUCGUUGACAGCCCAACAAUAUCUUUACACAAUUUUAAAUUUGAAAAAGAGAAUAUAUGGUUAACCCUUAUAAGUGCUAAAUUAAGAAAUGAUAUUUAUAAAUUACCCAUGGAUUUAAAAAGAGAUAUUGUUCUUUUAUUAAAAAAUAUUCGCUCAAUGGAUUUAUGUUUAAAUACAAAUAAUUAUGAAAAUGUUAAUAAUAUUUUUACUGUAUGUUGGAUUAUAAUUGUAAGAAUAUUUCAGAAUUACGAAAAGAAUAAGAAUAUAUAA